Schistocerca piceifrons (Central American locust) is the source of this 2517-nucleotide messenger RNA. RefSeq names its product zinc finger protein 135-like. Gene Ontology annotation, molecular function: RNA polymerase II cis-regulatory region sequence-specific DNA binding; DNA-binding transcription activator activity, RNA polymerase II-specific. Gene Ontology annotation, cellular component: nucleus. The transcript has 7 exons. The record is from RefSeq and is a predicted model, not a curated record. Lineage: Eukaryota; Metazoa; Arthropoda; Insecta; Orthoptera; Acrididae. Gene Ontology annotation, biological process: regulation of transcription by RNA polymerase II. Bases 136 to 1725 code for a protein of 529 amino acids.
UCGAAACGAGUGGAGUUUUGUUUAUCUCUCGUGCUGUCUCCGUUAUCAACAGUGCCUGGGAACACGAACCGAAUCAAGGAACUUGAUGCCCGAGAUUUCUGGUCGUCGGCCGAUGUGUCACUUUGUAGUAUUGCCAUGAAGGAAGAACCUAUGAACUCCUCCUCGCCGGACGACGAGGCACCCAAAUGCUUCACAGCUGCGAAAGUACGCAGCAAGUGUGCUGCUAAAUUACCGGUCUCGGAAGUGACAGAAACUCCGAUGUUUGAGUUUGUGGCUGUCAAACAGGAAUGGGUCGAAGAUGAUGUGAAGAAUGAUGACUGUAAUGAAGCUCAGGAGCCUGAGAACGCAGUUGUAGAGGAAGAUGGGAUUCACGUCAAAACACAGUCAUCUGAAUGGCGCAUAUUGAAGGAACCUGAAUCGGCAGAUACAGCAGUGGGCAAUGCAAGGUUUAUCCCACAAGGCCAGGGUGGUUGUACUAUUCACAAAUGUGCCACCAUAAGCACCAGAACAGACGAGAUACAGUGUAGUGACAGUAAUCGCAGUGGCAGCCGGAAAGAAUGUGACAGGAAUGAAAGCAAUACGCACCUACUCUCAGGCCAGGUGAUGGGCUUUGAGAGGCAGAGGAAGCUCGGGACCCAUAAAGACAGCUAUUCCGCUACAAGUACUGUGUUGAGCGACAGAUCCUGCAAGGAUGCCUCGGACGCAAAUUCGAACUGCUACCAAGUAAAAGACAGUUGCGAGAGGCUCUCCCCGCCGACGAACGGCAGUGUCGUCGGGCAGCCGUCACUUCUACCUGACGGAGGUGACACCUACACGUGCGACGUCUGCCGGGAAGUGUUUGUCGACAAGAGGGUCUUGAGGACCCACGUGCAGCAGCACCUGCUGAAAUGCGACAUCUGCCACAAGACCUGGAACGAUGCCAACAGCCUCGAGUUGCACUACCGGACACACACGGGCGAGCGGCCCUACUGCUGUGACACUUGCGGCCAGAAGUUCUCGCGCAGAGAUCAUCUGAGGCUGCACAGGCUGCAGCACACGGGUGUGCGUCCCUACCGCUGCGAUACCUGCGGCAAGGCGUUCUUGCGCAGCAACGGUCUGAGGCAGCACUCGCUGCAGCACACGGGUGAGCGGCCGCACGAGUGCGGCGUCUGCCACAAGCGGUUCACCUACGGCAGCAACCUGGCGCAGCACAUGCGCGUCCACACUGGAAAGCGACCCUACUGCUGUGACACUUGCGGCCAGACAUUCUCGCACAGUGGUCAGCUGAGGCUGCACUCGCUGCAGCACACGGACGAGCGUCCCUUCCGCUGCGAUACGUGCGGCAAGGCGUUCUCGCGCAGCAAUAAUCUGAGGCAGCACUUGCUGCAGCACACGGGUGAGCGGCCCCACGAGUGCGGCGUCUGCCACAAGCGGUUCACCAACGGCAGCAACCUGGCGCAGCACUCGCGCGUCCACACGGGUGAGCGGCCCUACCGCUGCGACUACUGUAGCAAGUCGUUCACACAGAACAGGAACUUCAAGGUACACCUCCGUAUGCACACGGGUGAGCGGCCGUACCGCUGCGACACCUGCGGAAAGUCAUUUACGCGAAGUAGAAGUGUGAAAGUGCACCACCGCCCGCACACGGGUGAGUGGCUGUACGCCUGCAAUGCGUGUGGCAAGGCGUUCGUCAGUGGCGAUACCUCGCAAAAACCUGGGCGCGUCCUAAUGCGAGAGGAGUCCUGAGACUGCACCGCCUUUGAGGAGCGCUUUGCACGCAGGACCAGUCUGAACCGGCAUUUGUGCCUCCGUACUAUCAGAAAUACCACCAAAGAUGUUGUGCCGACAGAGUGAAGAUGAGUUUUUAUAAACUUGCUGUGCACCUUACAAUUUCACACUGAAACAUCCCCAUUCUAAUCAUUACUGUUGUAAGAGGAGUCCCACAAUAAAUUCAAAUCACACCACAUUAAUUAUUUGCAAGUGCUUCAGGAAGAAUGUGAAGCUUAUUUGCAGGUUUAAAUUUUUUUAGACCGUAAUGUGACACAUUGUACUUAAUUUCGUACGUUCAGUCCUCUUAUAAUAUUAGUGGUCUGAUCUGCUUACUACUGAAAACAAAAGUAAAGAGUACUUUUUAUUUUGAAUAUUACAGCAUCUAAUUUUGUUUUGUAUGACUGGUUAAUUGUUAAAUAAAACUCAAAUAGCACUUUAAAAUUCAUUUCCACAUUUAUUGCUUUAAACUUCCACAAAACCCUAUUCACGUAGUGUUCUUUCGUAACUACUUGAACUGAACUGCCAGUACUUUUACUGGCCUGCAGUGUACCCUGGUGGCAGGUAUGUACAGUUUACUUGUUCGACAGAGGCAACCACCUAAGUGUAAAUUUAGUUUGAACGAUAUAAACCAGUACAUUCAUUAUAGACUGUAAAAUUUUUAUUGAUUUACAAUUAAAUCAUUGUGGUGCCCAUGACAAAAUAUAAAUUCAACUUCUGUACUUAAAUUUAAUACAUGUUCCUUCUUUUAAAUAAAAAUUUACAUCACAA